Molecule: messenger RNA, 4991 nt
Organism: Leptonychotes weddellii (Weddell seal)
Lineage: Eukaryota; Metazoa; Chordata; Mammalia; Carnivora; Phocidae
Source: RefSeq, a predicted model, not a curated record
AUAGAAUGCAUUCCCUGCCAUGAGUGCAGUUGGACAUGGAAAAGAAAAGAAAGCUGAUCACACUGGACAGAAUAUGGGGGAAGGAGGGAAGAAGUAGUACUAAAGAAGCCGAGAAUAAAAUGUUUGCAUUUUUGCCUGAUGUGGACCUAGAUAUAGAAAGUUUGUGUGCCAGAAAGAGCAGAAAAUCAGAGAGGAAAAGCCAUCACUGUUGCCAAGAGUAGAUAUGGGAGGACUGGCACCGCAGCUGGUCAGAGUGCUGGUAGGGUCUAGCAGGAGUUAGGUUUGAUCUUGGCAGGGGCUGAAGGGCCCUUCCAUGUUGAUUCAGCCACCUGGGGGGAGAGAAGCCAUUAUUCACCUCCUAAAAUAAGAAUUCAGAGCCUGCAACUGAAGUUUAAGAAUAGUAUGGUCUUUGGUCUAUAGCUGGUGCCACUAAAAAUUUUGCUGGCAUUUAUUGAAUGUUGUGAGUAAGACUCCAGAAUGCACCUAAAAUGUGGAAAAACAAAACUUGUUGCUGGAAAAAAGCCUAAACUGAAAAAUGUGAUCCAAGUCAACAAAUUAAUCUCACUUUGAGCCAAAGGAAAUGUUUGAAAUGAAAGUACUGCCAGGAAAUAGAGGAUUCAAGAUUUAGGCAGAAAGAUAUUAUAUGGAAGAAAGCAGCAGUGUUGCCAUGUUGGUGCCAGAUAUUGGAGAACAGGAAGCUAUAUUGACUGCUGAAACGGUCAUCAGUUCAUCAUUGGAAAUUGAUGAACAAAGAAAAGUUAAAACAGAUCCAUUGAUCCAUGUAAUCCAGAAGUUAAGCAAGAUAGUAGAACAUGAAAAGUCACAAAAAUGUCUUUUAAUUGGGAAAAAGCGCUCACGUUCAAGUGCUACAGCGCACUCUCUUGAAGCCCAGGAACUUUGUGAGAUUCCAGCUAAAGUAACCCAGUCACCUGCUGCCGAGAUUAGAAGGGCUGAGAUGUCACAGAUACAUUUUACCCCUGGCUCUCUUGCCCAGAAUGAUGGGAAGGCUAUGUCCUACCAGUGUAGCCUUUGCAAGUUUCUGUCGUCAUCGUUCUCUGUGUUAAAAGAUCAUAUCAAGCAGCAUGGUCAGCAGAAUGAAGUGAUAUUAAUGUGCUCAGAGUGCCAUAUUACAUCUAAAAGCCAAGAGGAACUUGAAGCUCAUGUGGUAAAUGACCACGAAAACGUUGCCAACAGUCGCACUCAGUCCAAAGCCCAACAUUGUAUAAGCCCCUCCAACUCUCAGAGACCCACAGAAAGAAAGAAUGAAACCACUUCUGAUAUCGCCUUGAGUGCGGACAAUCUGCAAACUCAUACUGCCCAAAAUGCAUCCGUGAAGGAGAUGGGUAAGAGGAAAUGGUAUGCAUAUGAACAGUAUGGCAUGUACCGAUGCUUAUUUUGUAGUUAUACCUGUGGCCAGCAGAGAAUGUUGAAAACACAUGCUUGGAAGCAUGCUGGGGAGGUUGAUUGCUCCUAUCCAAUCUUUGAAAAUGAAAACGAGCCCCUAGGCUUGCUGGACUCCUCAGUGGCUGCUGACCCUGGUGGGCUAGAUGCAGUAGUCAUCGCUAUUGGAGACAAUGAACUGAGUAUCCACAAUGGGCCUUCAGUACAAGUGCAGAUUUGCAGCUCAGAAACACUAUCCUCUUCGUCUCCUUUAGAACAGAGUGCAGAAGGAGGAGUUCAUCUUGGUCAGUCAGUUACUCUUGACCCUAACGAGGAAGAAAUGCUAGAGGUGAUUUCUGAUGUGGAGGAGAAUCUGAUUGCUGAUAGUCUACUUUCAUCUGCACAGAAGAUCAUUAGUAGCAGCCCAAAUAAAAAAGGUCAUGUUAAUGUGAUCGUGGAGCGUCUGCCAAGUGCUGAAGAAACUCUUUCACAGAAACAUUUCCUCAUGAAUGCUGAAAUCGAAGAGGGAAAAAACCUGAGCCCGACAGAAUCCCAGAUUGGGUGUGAAGGAAGAGAUGAAGUUUAUCGUGCUGAUAAAUGUACUGUUGAUAUCGGGGGGCUGAUCAUAGGCUGGAGUAGCCCAGAGAAGAAAGACAGUGAGUUAAUAAACAAAGGACUGGCUGCUGAUGAGAAUGCCCCACCAGGCCGAAGAAGAACAAAUUCUGAGUCUCUCAGACUACACUCAUUAGCUGCAGAAGCCCUCGUGACGAUGCCUAUAAGAGCUGCAGAACUGACAAGGGCCAACCUCGGGCACUACGGGAAUAUAAACCUUUUAGAUCCAGACACCGGACAAAGGCAAGUAGAUAGUACAUUGGCAGCAUAUUCUAAAAUGAUGUCACCACUCAAAAACUCUGCAGAUGGAUUAACUACUUUUAACCAAAGCAACUCUACGUUGGUAGCACUCCCAGAGGGUAGGCAGGAAUUGUCAGAUGGGCAAGUUAAGACAGGCAUCAGCAUGUCCUUACUGACUGUCAUUGAAAAGCUGCGGGAAAGGACAGACCAAAAUGCUUCAGAUGAUGACAUUUUGAAAGAGUUGCAGGACAAUGCCCAGUGCCAACCCAACAGCGACACGAGCUUGUCGGGAAGCAGUGUGGUGGAAUACAUCCCCAAUGCCGAUCGGCCCUACCGUUGCCGCCUUUGUCAUUACGCCAGUGGAAACAAGGGCUACAUCAAGCAGCACUUGAGAGUCCAUCGGCAGAGACAGCCAUAUCAGUGUCCCAUCUGUGAGCACAUAGCUGACAGCAGCAAAGAUCUGGAGAACCACAUGAUCAACCACUGUAAAGCAAGAAUAUACCAGUGCAAGCGGUGUGAAGAAUCUUUUCAUUAUAAGAGUCAACUGAGGAACCAUGAGAGAGAGCAACAUAGUCUUCCAGAUACCUUGUCAGUAGCAAGUUCUAAUGAGUCGAGAAUUGCCGGUGAUACAGCUGAUGGAAAAUGUGUUCAAGAAGGGACUAAGUCUUCAGUCCAGAAACAGUAUAGAUGUGAUGUGUGCGAUUAUACAAGUACAACAUACGUCGGUGUUAGAAACCACAGACGAAUCCAUAACUCUGACAAGCCAUACAGAUUCCUAGGAUUGGUUGUGAUUGUCCUAGGGUCUUCCUACCAGUGGGCAACGCACGAUGAGAACCCUCUUCCUCUUACAACAGAGCGACUUCCGUGUGUUACUUUCCAGGUUUAUUCACACUACACUUUGUCACUGGGUUUGGCCUGAGUGCUUACGUCUUAGGAGAAAUGUCAUAUGUCCCCCUCCCUGUAAUUAUACCCAACAUUUUCUCAUAAGUCUUAUUUUCAAACUGUCAAAUCUUGUGACUCUUUUUUUGACCUUCUUUAAAUACUUUAAAUCCACAUGAGAUUGUGAAUUAACACACUGUAUUCUGGUAUGCUUCUAGGACUUUCUCUUCCUUGGCAAUACUGCUUGCCUUAAGUUAAGCUAGUUAGCAUCACCUUCUUGAGAUCUAAUUUAAUCUAAGUAAUCACCAUAGUCUUUCUAGCUAAUUGCAUAUAUGCUUCAUUCAGUUUUGCCACCUGUACACUUACUGGUCAGAGUUUGGGCUUCUUUUCUCAGAAUCCAUGCCCUACACAUUUCUGAUUACCUACUUUUUGUUAAGAAACAUGCUCACCAGGAGCAAUGGUGAAUUUCUUCCAGAGUUAGAGUGCCUUGUUGUACAACUUCUAGUCUUUGCACAAGGGCAGAACAGGUGCAUUGGUAUUUUAAUGUGCCUGUUAGGUAACAGAUUUUCUGCAGUAUGUAUAACUAUUCUUUGCUCUUGCCUUUCCUUUUUAUGUUUCCAUUCCAGUCCUUCACGGAACCCAUUUGUGUGAUCUGGGCAGUUCAGCUUCAAGUACUGGUUAAGAGCCCUGGUUCCAGGGGCAGAUAGUCCUGGGAUUGAAUCUGAGCUCUCUGACUUAUGGCAUUUAUUACCUUGGGGAAGCUAUUUCACCCUGCUAUGCUUGGUCCUAUCUUUUCUAAAAUGAGGAUAAUUAAGGCACCUGCUUUACAGGACAGGCAUGAGGACUAAAUUAAAUACUAUGUGUAACAUACUGGCGCAGACUAAGCGCUCAGUAAGUGGUGGCCAUCUAAUACUCAUUGGGCCCAGUUUCAGUCCUCGUCCUCUCACUAAUUCAUUGUGUAACAUCACCUCCCCUACCCCCCCCCCCAAAAUGCUAUUGACCUCUCAUUUCAGAAACAAAGAGUAAUCUUGUUUCUGGAUAGACAGGCAUAGCUUAUUUCUUUUACAAGAGAGAUGCUACACCCAGGUAGAAAUGCUGUCACAGCUGAGGUCCUCGUGCUGUGUUACCUGUCUUAGAGGCAGCCCAGUGUCUUGGGUAGCACUCAUGCUUUAGUUUAGAGCCUCAGGCCUGGGUCACACGCCUAUGCCUAGCUGGGUGACCUUGUGGAUGUUAUUCCAGGCUUAGCCUUACUUUCCCAUUUGACACUGGCGAGAAUACUGCCUACCUCAUAAAGCUUUGUGAGGACUGAAUGAGGUCAUAUGUAUUAAACACACCAGCAUGUUUCCUAGUGCGUCAAAGGGACUGGUUUUCUCCUGCUGCCCCUGCGCCUGUAUGGUCAUCUCGGAAACUCUUGUCCUUGUCACAGAAGGAAGAGAGCUAUUUGCCAUCCUGUGUGUGAGGACAGGGAAAGAUGAAAAAGGCAUCAUCCCACCCCAGUCCUACCAAAUGCAGCAAACUUGGUUUUUCAGUGCUUCAUUAAGGAACUUCUGUGUAAACCACAUACCUGAUGUUUAUAACAUUGACCCCACAGUUAAAGGGCUCCAUUCAGAAUUUUCAAAUAGAAUAUCAUCCUGUUUAGUUUAAUAUUGCAGUUUUAGAAUUCCCCCUGGUUUACAUCCCCCAAUAUCACUUUUGUGACUGACUGGCUGGAGAUGGAAGAUGGGAUGACAACACAUUCUCCUGAAGUUACCAAGUUUCCUUCUAACUGUCUAACAUUGAGCUAUUCUCCCUUGGAAACACACUUGAGGGGUACCUGGGUGGCUCAUUCAGUUGAGCAUCUUGACUCUUGAUUUCAGCUUGGGUCAUUAUCUCAGGGUUGU